Messenger RNA from Phalacrocorax carbo (great cormorant), 1504 nucleotides. NCBI's taxonomy places the organism in Eukaryota, Metazoa, Chordata, Aves, Suliformes, Phalacrocoracidae. The record is from RefSeq and is a predicted model, not a curated record.
CUCGGCGUGGCGUGGGCGGUGCGCGCGGGGUCACGGCGGCGGAAGCGGAAGCGCUGUCGGUCGGGCCGGCUGCCGCCGCCAGCGCCAUCAUGGUGGGCCGAGGGGCUUCCCGCGUCCCGCAGCGGUGGACCAACUACCUCCCGCUGGGCAGGAGGAUGCCGGGCACCCGCUUCAUCGCGUUCAAGGUCCCCCUGAGGAAGAGCUUUGACCGAAACCUUCCUCCAGAGGAGAGAUUUUCACCUCGUGAUCUCAUUAAGAAAAUCAAAGAGCAGAAGGAAGAGCUGGGCCUGAUCAUUGACCUGACAUACACAACUCGCUACUACGGGCCAGAGGAGCUUCCAGCCACACUCUGCUACUCAAAGAUCUUGACAAUGGGACAUGAAAUACCAAACAAGCACACCAUUUUUCAGUUCAAAUGCGUUGUAAAAAAGUUUUUGAGAGACAACAAAGACAACGAUAAACUCAUCGGAGUUCAUUGCACACAUGGCUUAAACAGAACUGGCUACCUGGUUUGUAGGUACCUGAUUGAUGUUGAAGGCAUGGAGCCAAAUACUGCGAUAGAGUUGUUCAACAAGGCUCGAGGCCAUCCUAUAGAGAGAACCAACUAUAUCCAAGAUCUUCAGAAGAGAUCUGUAAAAAAGAACUGCGGACUAAAGAAUUUGGGCUCAGGCCCCUUCAGAGAAAAAGCCGGCGCUACACCAAACACUAAAAAGCAGAUGGCCAAUCACCAGCCGCAUUGUUCAAACCAAGCCCCCUUAGCCAAGUGCAGAAAAUCCGGCAGCGCCAAGAAGAGCCACAAGCGAAGCGCCAAGGCACGGGUGCCGCACCAGGAGCUGGCGCACAAGCAUGCAGUGGUGGAGCAAAGGCGGCCGUGCAGUUUGGCAGAGAGGAACUCUCAGGUUUCGUUGCCCGCUAACAAGCGGUGCAAUGGACUGCACUUCCCCGCCCCAAGCCCCGAGCUCUGCCCGCCCCAGGAAAGGCAAGCAGCCAGGAAACGCAGGCGCCGGCGUAGGAAACCCGUUGUGACGGCGUAGGGAACGUUGUACACAGUGAAAGCCUGUCCAGGGCUGCAUCUUCACCUGGAGGAGCUCCAAGAUGGGUGUGUCACUGCUUGAACGAGCGGCUGUGUAACCACCAGCAGCUGGGAACUGCAAGCGCAGGUGUUCUUAAUCUUAACGCGGCAAUUUUUUAAAAAACAUUUUUUUCUUUCCCGCCUCCUCCCUUGGUACUUUUUACAAAUAUGACAGAAAUUUUUUAAUCCUGUGCUGUACCGGAGUUGUAGCUCCGCUCCUUGAGGGAUGCGGAGAAUAAACACAGACCCAAACAGAGCUGGAAUUACCUUAAAGAAACAUCCUCAGGAACAACAUCCUUUAGCCUACAACAGAAAGGGCUUAUUAAUUUCCUCAAUACAUAGAAAGAAAUAGGAUUCGGCCUGAAAUUAUUUUUUUUUUCCCCUUUUCACCCACUUUUGCUAAAGUAAAUUUCUGUGGUGUGUAAAUCUUGA